Habropoda laboriosa is the source of this 13708-nucleotide messenger RNA. It is a transcript of the gene kst, whose product is annotated as spectrin beta chain, non-erythrocytic 5. Gene Ontology annotation, cellular component: plasma membrane; cell junction; cortical actin cytoskeleton. The record is from RefSeq and is a predicted model, not a curated record. NCBI's taxonomy places the organism in Eukaryota, Metazoa, Arthropoda, Insecta, Hymenoptera, Apidae. Gene Ontology annotation, molecular function: actin filament binding; phospholipid binding. Gene Ontology annotation, biological process: actin cytoskeleton organization.
UCGCGGACGUUCAAACGUACAUAAUUUCGUCUCGCAGUAUUCCUAUUCUGAAAUCGUGGAAAAAGUUUCCGAAAAACUUCGUGUUUCUCAGUAAAUCAAGUCAUGACGAACGUGGAUCGAUAAUUAUCGAAGAACCAAGAGGUGCACCAUGUCGCAGACUUAUUAUUAUGGGGCGCAGUAUGUGCCCGGCGCUGGGCUUGGCGCCGCACCCCAAAACAGGACCUUUAACCUCGAGUAUACACCACACUAUUCACCGAGCAGAGCCAACAUAUACAGGGGUGGUUCUGAUAUACAGAAGAGAAUGACUCAAAGGGAGGAUACGUUGAGGUUCGAGCAGGGCCGCAUUAAGGCCCUGCAGGAGGAACGUCUGCAUAUACAGAAGAAGACAUUCACAAAAUGGAUCAACUCCUUUCUAUUAAAGGCGCGUAUGGAAGUGGACGAUUUAUUCACGGAUCUAGCGGACGGCAAGAAGCUACUGAAACUACUGGAGAUCAUCUCUGGCGAACGAUUGGCCAAACCGAACAAUGGUCGUAUGAGAGUGCACAAAAUCGAGAACGUGAACAAGUCACUGGCGUUUCUUCACACGAAGGUACGUUUGGAGAGUAUAGGAGCAGAGGACAUAGUGGAUGGGAAUCCAAGAUUGAUCCUGGGUUUGAUAUGGACAAUCAUUUUGAGAUUUCAAAUUCAGGAGAUUGAGAUUGAUGUGGAUGAAGAAAAUGAUAGCAGUGAAAAGAAAUCAGCCAAAGAUGCUUUGUUGCUCUGGUGUCAGAGAAAGACCAAUGGGUAUCCUGGUGUUAAUAUCCAAGACUUUACUGGAUCCUGGAGAAGCGGUCUUGGAUUCAAUGCCCUCAUCCAUGCUCACAGACCAGACCUAGUCAACUGGUCAGAACUGCAACAGAACAAAAACAUUGACAACCUUAACUAUGCCUUUGACGUGGCUAAUUCAGAGCUUGGUAUUCCAAGAUUAUUGGACGCGGAGGACGUUGACACUGCACGGCCUGACGAGAAAUCCAUCAUCACUUAUGUCGCUUCUUACUACCAUACCUUCGCCAGGAUAAUUAUUAAAAAAUAUAAAAAUUUAAUUUUAAUUUCACAGAUUGUUGGCCAAAUGAUGGAUGCAGACAAGAUGAAGGUCCAUUAUGAGAAACUUACAACAGACCUAUUAGAAUGGAUUAAGAUGAAGAUAGGAGUUUUAGAAAACAGAAACUUUCCUAAUUCUUUAGAGGGUAUUCAAAAAGAGCUGUUAGCUUUCAAACAGUACAGAACAGUGGAGAAGCCACCUAAGUACAAAGAACGAUCAGAAAUAGAAGCUUUGUAUUUUCACAUAAACACCCAAUUAAAAUCCUUGAAUCAACCUGCAUUCACACCUCAAGAGGGUCAAUUGGUACAUGAUAUUGAAAGAAAUUGGGUGGAAUUGGAACGAGCAGAGCAUCAUCGAGAAGUCGCCCUUAGGACUGAACUCUUGAGGCAAGAAAGGCUAGAACAGUUGAACUAUAAAUUCGAAAGGAAGAGUGUAUUAAGAGAAGGUUAUCUGAAAGAAAUGAUUCAGGUCUUAACAGAUCCUAGAUAUGGUAGUAAUUUAGCUCAAGUAGAUGCCACAGUGAAGAAGCAUGAAGCCAUCAGUGCAGACAUUCUAGCUCGUGAAGAACGUUUCCAUGAUUUAACCAAUAUGUCAGAGGAGCUAGUAAGAGAAAAUUAUCAUGGUUUUGAAAGAGUGAGAAUGAGAGAACAGGAAGUGCUUCAGAGGUGGAAAGAGCUCCUAGCACUCCUAGAUCAUCACAAGUCCAAUUUAGUUGCCUUGAGUUCCCUCAUGAGUCUGAUGAGAGAGAUUGACACCACUUUGGCCUCCAUUCAAGAGCUGCAAUUGAACUUCCAAAGCACAGAUGUUGGUCCACAUCUGUUGGGAGUUGAAGAUCUAUUACAAAAGCAUAGUUUGCAAGAAUUACAAGUGACAGCUCUUGGAGAGACCCAGAGGAGACUGGGUAGGCAAGCAGCUCAGCACUUGGCACAACCUCAGAAUAAAGAGGUACCUCUAUUACAACAAAAAUUGGAGAUGUUAAACAGCGCUUAUGAUGAUCUAGUGGAAUAUAGUAAAGAGCGUAAAGCUCGUCUGGAAGACGCCAGGAAUUUCUUCCACUUCAUUCAAGAUCAUGAAGAUGAGGAAUCCUGGCUGAUAGAGAAGCAACGCAUUUGCAAGGCAGGAAUAUCAGCCAAGGACCUUCGUGCAGUGAUCUCGUUGCAGCAGAAGCACAAGGCCCUUCAGGAUGAGAUGAAGGUGCGGAGACCAAAGUCUGAACAACUUUGCGACGCUGGAAGAAAGCUGAUAGCUGACAACCAUCCUUCAGCUAUGGAAAUUCAAAAUCGUAUUGACUCGCUGCAAGAGCACUGGAAGGUGCUAGAGGAGCUGGCUGCUCUCAGGAAGAAACAGUUAGAUGACGCAGCAGAAGCCUUUCAAUUCUACGCGGAUGCCAACGAGGCGGAUUCAUGGAUGAACGAGAAGAUGGCUCUUGUAGCCUCUGAGGACUAUGGCGUUGACGAACCCAGCGCUCAAGCAUUGUUACAGAGGCAUAAGGAUCUUGAGGGAGAGCUGAACGCUUAUAAGGGUGAUGUGCAGUCAUUGAACAUGCAAGCUGAGAUGCUUAUCAAAUCUGGAAUUUCUACCUUAGAGUUGUCUGCUGAUCCUGAGCCUGUUGCUGAACUGGAGCAGGAGGAAUGGAUUAAAGAAAUGAGGCUAGUUCCUCAAGAUGUGUGGGUAGAUGAAGUUGUAGAGAAAUGGGAACCCAAGAAGGUCCUUGAAGACAGGAUGGUGCCUCAAGUGAAGAGUUUGUAUCCAUACAGUGGCCGUGGUAUGCAGAUGUACAGGGGUGAGGUUAUGUUUCUGUUGCACAAGACAAAUCCUGACUGGUGGUGUGUCAGAAAAGCAGACGGCACUGAUGGUUUCGUGCCAGCGAAUUACGUUCGCGACAUCGAUCCCAAAGUAAUACAGGUACAGGUUAAUAAACGACAGAAAGUCAAAGUAACGCGGAGAGUGAAGAAAACGAAGAUGGUGAAACAACUGGUUCCUGUAAGAAGAGUGAAGUCCAUUAAAUCAACAGUGAAACCGAUUAAAAGAAAAACUGCUUCUGAUGGAGAUAGCGUAGAGAAACGAUUGAAGAAGAUCAAUGACACUUAUAGUGAGCUUCAGGAGUUGGCAGUGAAGAGACACGCAUUGCUAGAAGACGCCAUAAGAUUAUAUGGUUUCUACCGUGAAUGUGAUGACUUUGAAAAAUGGAUUAAAGACAAAGAGAAGAUGUUGAGAGCUGAUGAUCCAAGGGACAAUGUUGAGACAGCUAGGAAGAAAUAUGAGAAAUUCCUCACGGAUCUCUCAGCCUCAGGAAAACGAGUAGAAGCCAUAGAUGCUGCGGUUGAAGAAUUCGUUAGACAAGGACACAGUCAGUUUGACAAGAUCCAAGCUAGACAGUGGCACAUCCAUCAACUUUGGGAACAUUUGAACUGGUUGAAGCUACAAAAGGAGAAAAGUUUAGAAGGAGCUUCCAGUGUGGAGUUGUUUAACAGAACUUGCGACGAAGCUCAUGAUUGGAUGUUGGAGAAAAUUACUCAACUGGACACUGCAGAACUUGGACCAGAUUUGAAGACAGUCCAAGCUUUACAGAGGAGACAUCAACAUCUGGAGAGAGAGUUGGCACCUGUUGAAGAGAAAGUACGAAAGGUAAAUCUAUUAGCAAACAGCGUGAAGAGUUCAUAUCCUCAUGAAUUAGAUAAUGUCAACGCUAGGCAAAUUGAAAUCAAAGAACUCUGGAACAAAGUUCAGACAAAGGCCAAGGAACGCAGGUCUAGAUUAGAAGAUGCAGUUGGCCAACAAAUUUUCAUGAACAGUUCCAAGAAUUUAAUUAAUUGGGCUGCAGAUGUACAAGAGACUAUAAAGGCUGAAGAGCCUGUCAGAGAUGUAGCCACAGCUGAACAGCUCAGGAAGCAACAUAUGGAGCUUGGAGAAGACAUAAGAACACGAGAAGACGAGUUCAGGGAGGUUGAGGAACUUGGAAAUCAGUUACUCGGUCGAAAUCCAUCUCUGGCGGAUGUUGGUGAACGUUUAGACAAAUUGCGUGGUUUGUACCAGGCUGUAACGACAGACUGGACGGCGAAGGAAGCUUGGUUGCAACAGUGUUUGGAAUUGCAGCAGUUUAACCGUGAAGCAGAUCAAAUUGAAGCCACUACUAGCUCUCAUGAAGCUUUCCUGGAAUUCACCGACUUGGGAGAGUCUCUGGAUGAUGUUGAGGCUUUGUUGAAACAACAUGAAAAGUUUGAGAACACUCUUCAUGCUCAAGAUGACAGAUUAAAGGCGUUCAGCGAAACUGCGGAUAAAUUGAUCGCUCACAAUCAUUAUGAUAAGGACUACAUUAAUGAAAGACGAAAUCAAGUUCUUGCACGAAGAAAUCAGGUUAAAGACGCUGCACAGCGUCGAAGAUCAGCUCUGAAGGCUUCAGAACAUUAUCAACAAUUUUCAGCAGAGGUAGACGAUUUACGGGAUUGGUUGGGUGACAAAAUGAAAACAGCGUCUGACGAAAGCUAUCGAGAUUUAAAUAACCUCGAAAGAAAACUUCAGAAACAUGAAGCAUUUGAAAGAGAAUUGAGGGCUAAUGAAGGACAAUUAAGAGCAGUGAACAAAGCAGGGAAAGCUUUGAUAUCUGAAGAGAACUAUAGGUCGGAUGAUGUUGGUAGAACGUUGAAAGAGUUGAAUGAUCAAUGGGACAGAUUAGUGGCUCUGUCUUUGGAAAAAGGUCGCAGAUUGAGACAGGCUGCUAGUCAACAUGGUUAUAAUAGAAUUAUGGAGGAUGCUAGAUUAAAAUUAGAAGAAAUAGAAAAUUGUUUGCAAAGUAAGCAAGUAGGGGUGGAUCUGAGAAAUUGCAAGGAGUUGUUGAAGAAGCACCAGUCGCUUGAGAGUGAUAUGUCUCAGUGGGAGCAGAAAGUGGAUGAUCUAGUUGCCAUGGGUGAAGAGAUGGCUCAUGAGGGACACUUUGAUGCCGCGAAUAUAUUGAAAACUAGCCAAGCUACGCAAAGAAAGUUCCGUAGCUUGAAAGAACCAGCUAAGAGAAGACGAGAAGCUUUAGAAGAAAGUUUGCGUUUUCACAAAUUUGGAUUUGAAUUGGAUGCUGAGCUACAAUGGAUAAAAGAUCACCUUCCUCAGGCAUGUUCAACAACACUUGGACAAAAUCUGCAUCAGGCUCAGACGUUGCAUAAGAAGCACAAGAAAUUGGAGGCUGAAAUCGCUGGUCAUCAACCGAUGAUAGACAAAACUUUAGCCUCUGGACAAACUCUAAUUGAUCAAGCACAUCCAGAGAAGAAGAAGAUACAAGAACUGUGUGACGCGCUAGACGAUGCAUGGAGAGACCUGCAAGAAAAGGCUGGAGAACGAAACAAGGCUCUGGACUUGUCCCUAAAAGCGCAAGAAUUCUACUUCGAGGCAGGAGAAGUUGAAAGUUGGUUAAACGAGAAGAACGACGUCCUCAGUUCCACUGAUUAUGGCAGAGACCGUGACGCUGCUACGAAAUUAUUAACAAAACACAAAGCUGUCGAGUUAGAAUUAGACACGUAUAAUGGCAUUGUAACAGAGAUGGGUCACACUGCUGCUUCAAUGAUCAACGCAAAACAUCCUGACAGCAAAGCAAUAGCGAACAAGCAACAAGCAAUCGCUCAGCAGAUGCGUGCAUUGCAAAGAUUAGCUACAGUGAGGCAACAACGUCUAAUGGAGAGCAUGUACCGACAUGAAUACUUCUUAGAAAGCAGAGAAUUAGAGCAAUGGAUCAAGGAACAAGAGCAAUCAGCUGCUUCUGAAGACUAUGGCCAAGACUAUGAACACUUGCUAAUAUUGCAAGCUAAAUUCAAUGAUUUUAAGCAUAGAAUAGAGGCUGGGUCUGAAAGAUUCAAUCAGUGUGAAGAAUUAGCUCGAAAAUUAAUCGCUAAUGAGAGUCCUUAUAUUCAGGAUAUUGAAAAGCGACAAGAACAAUUAGGGGAAUCCUGGCAACAUCUUCUUGGUCUGAUUCGAAAUCGUGAGCAAAGGUUGCAAGCUGCUGGAGAAAUUCACAGAUUCCACAGAGACGUGGCUGAAGCAUUAUCCCGCAUACAGGAAAAGGAAGCAGCCUUACCAGAGGACCUUGGACGUGAUCUGAACUCUGUAUUGGCACUGAUCAGACGCCAUGAAGGCUUUGAGAACGAUCUAGUCGCUUUGGAGGCACAGCUACAGGUUUUAGUUGAAGAUGCAUCCAGAUUGCAAGCACACUAUCCAGGAAAUAAUGCAGUACACAUUGAUCAACAACAGCAAAUUGUCGUUGCUCACUGGGAAGAGCUGAAAGAGAGGUCUGCUCAUAGGAGGGACCAAUUGCAGGCUAGCUGUGAUCUGCAAAGAUUUUUAACUCAGGUCAGAGAUUUGAUGAAUUGGGCGGCUGGACUUCGCGCCGCGAUGUCCACAGAGGACAAAGUGAGGGAUGCAGCCAGUGCACAGAUCCUGAAGGCAGAGCAUGAAGCUCUGAAGGGAGAAAUCGAGGCAAGAGAAGAUAGUUUUAGUUCUGUUCUUGACUUGGGUGAAGCUAUGGUCCAAACUGGUCACUAUGCUGCCUUGGAGGUAGAAGAGAAAUGCAAUCAAUUACUCGAUGAAAGACAGAAAUUACACACUGCCUGGCAACAGAAGAAGAUCCAUCUGGACCAACUGAUAGAUUUGCACUUUUUCUUGAGAGAUGCUAAACAACUGGACAAUCUAUCAACCACCCAGGAGGCUGCAUUGAGCGGUGACAACUUUGGAGACUCUGUUGAGGAGGUUGACGCUCAAGUGAAGAAACACAACGAAUUUGAAAAACUACUGGUAACGCAAGAAGAGAAAUUGACUGCUCUACAAGAACACGGAGACAAGCUUCUGGCUCAGAAUCACUUCGACUCACCCACAAUUGCGAGAAGAUUGAGCGAAGUUGUGCAAAGGAGAGCCAGAAUUAGGAAUUUGUGCGAUGUACGACGAAUAAGAUUGGAAGCUGGGUUGUUACAUGCACAGUUCGUCAGAGAUGUUGCAGAAGCAGAGUCCUGGAUCGGUGAAAAGCAAAAGAAGCUCGAAGCAGAGGCGUCUAAAGGUGAAGUAUCCAGUUUGGAGGACAAGAUCAAGAAACUACAGAAACAUCAAGCGUUCCAAGCUGAAUUGGCGGCUAACCAGAGCAGAAUCGAGGAGAUCAAGGCCAAAGGAGAGACUCUUCUUCAACAGAGGCACCCAGCAAGCGCUGAGAUUCGACAACAAUUAGAACAUCUUCAUGCUUCUUGGAGAAAAUUGCUAUUAGAAUCUGGAAACCGUGGUAGAGGACUGGAAGAAGCUCAAGAUAUCCUAGAAUUUAACAACCAAGUGGAGAAAAUUGAAGCUUGGAUAAGAGAUAAGGAAAUGAUGGUCCAGGCUGGAGACACUGGAAAGGAUUACGAGCAUUGUUUGAGUCUUCAGAGGAAGCUCGAUGACGUAGAUAGUGACAUGAGAGUAGACGACUCGAGGAUAAAGACUAUUAAUUCACUAGCUGAUAAAUUGAUCAAACAAGGCAGAGAUAACGAGUCCAAAGCUAUUCAGCAGCGUCGUGACAAUUUUAACAAUAAAUGGAAAGGUUUGCAGGGAGCACUGAGUGCUUAUAGAGAAACUCUGGCUGGAGCAUUGGAAAUUCACCUAUUUAACAGAGAUAUUGAUGACACCAAUCAGAGAGUCAUAGAAAAGGCAGUUGCCAUGAACACUACUGACGUUGGAAAGGAUCUACCUGCUGUUGAACACUUGCAGAGGAAGCAGGAGGCAAUGGAGAGAGACAUGACUGCUAUUGAGGGAAAAUUGAAAGAACACAGAGCUGAAGCCAGAGAUUUAUCCUUAAAAUAUCCAGACAAGGCUCCACAAAUAAAUGGAAUAUUAUCAGAACUACAGUCUAAUUGGGAUGACUUACAGAGACUUACUCAGCAUCGUCGCGAAGCAUUGAAUCAAGCUUACACUCUGCACAAAUUCCAAGCCGAUUUACAUGAGCUAGAACUUUGGGUAGCUGAUACGAUUAAACGUAUGGAUGAGUCUGAUCCUCCAACGACCAUAUCUGAAGCUGCAGCUCUUUUGGAACUUCAUCAAGAGAGGAAAGCAGAGAUUGAUGGCAGACAGGACACGUUCAAAGCUUUGAAAGAGUAUGGACAGAAGCUUCUGACUAUUAACGAGGAUGUUAAGGAUAAUUUGGAACAUUUGGAAGGGCUCAGACAAGGAUUGGGAAAUGCUUGGGAAAGCAGAAGGCAAAAGUUGACCCAAGCAUAUCAAUUGCAGUUAUUCAAGGAGCAAGCUGACCAGGCUGACAGUUGGUUAGCUACUAAAGAAGCAUUCCUCAAUAAUGAUGAUCUUGGUGACUCUUUAUCUGGUGUUGAAGCACUUUUGCGCAAGCAUGAAGAGUUUGAAAAGAUGUUGGUCUCUCAGUUGGGACGUAUCGAAGAGUUAGAGAAAUUUGCAAAUGAUAUCUUGGCUGAAAAACACUCUGAUGCCAAUGUUAUUAAGCAGAGAUUAACGUCAGUCUGUACUAGAAGAGAUAAAUUGCAAAACAGUGCAACAGCAAGGAGGAAGAAGCUGUUGGAGAGUCAUCAUUUUCAUCAGUUCCUUAGAAAUAUUUAUGAAGUUGAAGGGUGGUUACAUCAAAAGCAACAGGUGGCCAGUGACGAAAAUUACAGGGACUCAUCGAAUUUGCAGAGCAAAAUUCAGAAGCAUACUGCCUUUGAGAGUGAAUUGAUGGCGAAUAAAGGAAGAGUAGCAGCAGUGAUCAAUGAAGGAGAGGCACUGAUUGAAGAGAAUCACUUUGCCUCAAACACCAUCCAAGAACGUUUGGAUGAAUUGGAUGCAGAAUGGCGUCUGCUCCAAGAAACCAGUGAAUUAAAAAAGAACAGAUUAAACGAUGCCUAUCAAGCUUUACUCUUUGGACGUACUUUAGACGAAUUCGAGGCAUGGAUGGACGAAGUGGAAACUCAAUUACAAUCAGAGGAUCAUGGAAAAGACCUGUCCAGUGUAGCCAACUUACUGAAGAGGCACACGAACUUGGAGAACGACGUUUUAGGUCACAACGAGGCUUGUGAAUCCAUCAAAGAGACCGCGACCAGUUUCCAAAAGUCCAAUCACUUCAUGUGUGAUGAAAUACAGGAAAGGGCGAUAGUUACAAUAAACAGAUACCACAGUCUACAAGAACCGAUGCAGAUAAGAAGGGACAACUUGGAGGAUGCAAAAUUACUGCAUCAGUUUGCAAGGGAUGUUGAAGAUGAGAUGCACUGUUUGUCUGAAAAAGAACCACUUGCUGCAAGUAAUGAUUUAGGAAGUUCUUUGUCUACUGUGCAGCGACUACAGAAGAAACAUCAGGCUUUAGAAGCAGAAUUAAUAUCGAGGGAACCUGUAGUGUCUUCUUUGGUCAGCAGAGCCACAGUUAUGGUGAGAAGUGGGCAUUUUGCUUCAGAGAAAAUUGAAAAAUUGUCACAGGAACUGCAAGACAAGCUGUCACACCUUAGGGAUUUAGCUAGUGUUAGGAAACUGCGUUUGCUUGAUGCUGUUGAGUCACAGAUGUUCUAUGCUGAAGCAUCAGAAGCUGAGCAAUGGAUAAAAGAGAAACACCCGCAGUUAACUGCCACAGACUAUGGAAAGGAUGAAGAUUCUGUUCAGUCACUUUUGAAGAAAUUGGAAGAGAUAGAACGAGACUUGCUUGGUUUCGAGAACACCAUAGGAAACUUGAGGAAACUUUCACGUGGACUGAUUGAGAGACACCAUUUCGACAGCAAGAACAUUACUCAGAAGCAAACAGAAAUUGAACAGAAAUUCAAAGAAUUGCAGAAAUUGAAGGAUUAUCGAUUGCAGCGACUACGUGAAAGCGAGAAGUUCUUUAAGUUCAUUAGACAGGCGGAUGAGGUUAUUGAAUGGAUUGGAGAUCAAACAACAGUUGCUGCCUCAGAGGAUUAUGGCCGUGAUGUGGAACACGUUGAGCUCCUCAUUCAGAUAUUCGACAACUUUUUAGCUGGUUUAGCAACUAGUGAAGGUCGAGUGUCAGGAGUUCUAGACGAUGGACAAAAAUUGAUAGAGGAAAACAAUCCAGAAAAGGCUAAGAUACUGAUGAAACUCGAGGAAACGAAACAACAAUGGGAGGAUUUGAAGGAAUUGGCACAUGCACGACAAGAUGCACUAGCUGGUGCGAAACAGGUGCACAUGUUUGACAGAACUGCGGAUGAAACUAUUUCCUGGAUUCAAGAAAAGGAGACUGCACUCAGUUCUGAUGGCUAUGGUCAUGAUCUGGAGACAAUACAAGCUUUAGUGAGGAAGCACCAAGGAUUUGAAACAGAUUUGGGUGCAGUGAAGGAACAGGUUGAACUGCUGAUGGAGGAGGCCUCUAGACUAAUUGAACUAUUCCCAGAUGCUCGCAUACAUAUAGACGUGAAACACCAAGAGGCUGAAACUGCUUGGAACGAAUUAUUAGAGAAAGCUGCUCAAAGAAGAAGCAAAUUGGCACAGGCUGAACAACUCCAAGCGUACUUAGGCGACUACAGAGACUUGAUGUCCUGGAUAAACGAGAUGGUGGCCAAGGUAACGGCCCCUGAUCUAGCUCGAGAUGUGCCAGGAGCUGAAGCGCUGAUAUUUAGACACAACGAAUAUAAAGCAGAGAUUGAUACGCGCAAUGAGGCCUUCGAUAAGUUCUAUAAAACUGGCCAAGAACUGAUAGAGCAGGGUCACUUCUUGGCAAAGGAGAUUGAGGAGAAGAUAUCCGUUUUACAGCACAGACAACAAUUUUUAAAGGACACUUGGGAACAAAGGAGGUGUAUUUAUGAGCAGAAUUUGGAUACCCAGUUAUUCAAACGAGAAGCAGAGACUUUAGAGAGCUGGAUAGUCAGCAGAGAGCCUAUGCUGCACGAUGGAAAAUUUGGAGAAAGUAUAUCACAAGUAGAGGAACUGAUAAGAAAGCACGAGGACUUUGAGAAAACCAUAGAAGCUCAAGAAGACAGGUUCAAUGCUCUUAGAAGGAUAACUAUGCUAGAAGAGGCGUUCGAGAAGCAACAGGAGGCAGAAAUGGCCGCCAGACAGGCAGAGAAAGAAAGAAUAGAACGUGCUCGCUUAGAAGAACGAAAACGUAAGGAGGUGCAGAGGAUAACAGAGGAAAGGAAACGCGAGGAGGAACGAAGACGAUUAUUGGAUAGUCCUCAUCGUUCGGUGCAUGAUGAAGUCAAUGGAACCACUGAUGAGCAUGAGUCUAUCAAUAAAUUACCUCCUCUGAAGGCUGCUACCACAUCUGAAAGUCUAGAGUCUACCUCAAUACAGAAACCACAUGGUUUAUCCCAUGUGUUUGGUGAGAAAUUGAGAAGAACGACUCCUUACAUCAAGAGAGCAGAAAGUAUGAAAGUUGACACGAAGAAACCGAAGAGGACACCUAGUUUUACCACCAGAAGGAGGACUCAGAGCUUCAGGAAGCUUCAGAGGAUGGAGAACAUGGAUGCACUGCCUCCUGUAGAGAUUCAGGGAUUGUUAGAGAGGAAACAUGAACUUCAGAGUGCUGGCAAAAAGGCUGCUGUGCGUUCAUGGAAGCAAUAUUACACAGUAUUGUGUGGACAGCUUCUGUGUUUCUUUAAAGACAUGGAGGAUUUCUCGUUGAGCAAAGCAGCCACCGCUCCUAUCACUAUCUUCAAUGCCAUUUGCGAGAAAGCUGAUGAUUACACCAAAAAGAAGAACGUGUUCAGGCUGAAAUGUACAGAUGGGUCAGAAUUUUUAUUCUUGGCUCCCAGUCAGCAAGAGAUGGAAGAUUGGGUUAAUAAGAUAUCGUUCCAUGCUAAAUUACCUCCAAGUUUACAAUUGUUAAGCUACGACGAAUCGCAAAAGGAAGGUUUAGAGAGACUGCAGAAUGUAACUAUAGAUCAUGUUGAUGAUAAUAUCUCAACUGGCAGCAGCCAUGCCUCUACUCCAGAGUUAGAACGAAAGAAUUCUGUGAUCAGGCGUGACAUGUCCAAUCAACAUACACCAAGUAGCGUACAGAUUGAGUUCCUCCAGAUGCACAGGCAGAACCAACAGAAACGUGAUCCUCAAAAUAAUACUGAAUUUAUGACUUCUCAGAGGACAGAGCCUCCUCAGACGCAGACUGAGUUCUUGCAGAUGCAUAGACAGCAACAAUUGUUGGCACAGCAACAACAGUUGUUACAACAUGAACAAAUGGCAAGUCAGAGGGAACAGUAUCCACCAAAUUCAGGAGACAAGCCACCUAUUCCUCCUAGAGAAGCACCACCCCCAAUUCCUAUGAGAUCACCCAGUUCAGAAACUAUUCCACAAUACAGACGUGAUGAUGCGGAACUUCUUCAAGGGAGGACUAGCCAUCUUUAUCACCAACGUAGUGCAACAUUAAACCACAAUGGAUCUGGCCAAUACCCACCCAAUGCAACCUGGCAUAGGCAAAGUAGUGUAGAUCUUACACAACACCAAGCUUAUGGAAAUGUUCCUGUAACUACCAGACAGGGUAUGCAGCAGAAUAAUUCCUUCACAGGUAGACCAGUGUCUUUACCCCCAUACGUGGCACCUCCAGCUGUCCCACAAAACCCUCAAAACAUUAACGUUGUGGACAGUAGAAGAGCUAGCGAAAGUGGGUCAGAAAGUGAACAUAGCAUUAGUAGCAAUCGCAAGGACCGCGAUUACAAGCGAAGCUCUGUUUUGAGCAAUCUAUUUGGCAGACGCAAGAAACCUCAAUCGUAACCUAGCCGAUAACAAUUUUUAUGCUUAUCUUACACAGAACAUGUGUGUAAUAGGUGUAUGAAUUUCCAUGGAACAAUGGCGAUGUAAAGUCCUUUCGAUAUAAAAAGGAUACGCGUAUAUGCUAUCUUCGCAGCAAAACACGCGAACGAUUCUUGUAAAUUAUUUCCCUGUACCAUACAAGUUUUACGUUUUACGUUAUUUAAUAACGUAUGUUGAGUUGAUCAUGUAGAAAAAAGAAGACUAUGUAGAAAAUGGAGAAAGUACUUGCUUCUGAUAUUUUAGAACCUAAAAGCAAUACAUAGUGAUGAAUGCAUAUAAAUUUCUCGUAAUGAAACCCCGAUAUUAAUCAUUGUUAUAUAAAAAUUGAUUCUUCAUAUUGGAAGAAUCUAUUGUGCAACAUAUGGACUUUAUAGUAACGAAAAUUCUAAAACAAAUUAUUGAACUAUGAAAAGACAAUCGACUUACAGUUACUAUGAUUGUUAAAUUGUUUCCGUGAAUUUCUUUAGAUGCACCGUGAAGCUACAAAGAGAACAAUUAUGGUUAGAAUUUACACGCCUUACAUGCGAUGAUAAAUGAAUUUAUUUAAAGUGUACCUGACUUUAAGAGGAAUGUUGAAAUAUGUAUGGAAGAGGAACAUGUAGUUGCGUGAAUAACGUAAGGUUUAAGUUUUUGUAGAUGCCACUUAAUAUAUGUUGCAAAUAUUAUAUAUUUGAAAAGGCCUGUUUGGGACCAAUGAUCUUCUAAUGUAUUAAAGUACCAGAGAGACAUGUACUAUGCGUUGUUGCGAAGAUGACGAACGGAAGGAAUGCGGGUCUUGUUGGUUAUGUAGGGGACACACUCAAAAUCAGAUCAUACGCAUUUUUAUUAUUGGCCGAAACCGUCACAUCUACUAAUCCAUCGCGUGACGGUGAGAAUCAAAGAUUGAGCGAGCGACUUACAUCCCUUAUCCCUGUGCCGUCCCGCUCGUGAUCUUCU